AGUAACUCUCGAAAGAUAAUAUCCAAAUAGGAGAUGGAAAGCCUGGAACAGAGUAACCGAUCGUGGCCUUCCUCCUUCACUUUCCAGUUUCCUCCGACUCGGGACCGGGUCGGAUUCUCUCCCGAGCAGCUCCGUCGCGGUCUUCGCCGUCGCACCUACAUUUUCACCCUCCGGUUGGAGAAGAUUCGUACUCCAAUCACGCCGACGCCAUUGGAGAAGAUUCGUACUCCAAUCUACACAGGAGGUCAAUAUGGUGAGUCUCAAUUCGAUUAAUAUUAUCUGCUGCCCGCUGUCGUGAUUAUUAUUAUCAUCAGUAUUAGGUGCAUUCUUUCGUUUUCAUAAAUGAAUGACAAAGCAAAUUAGGUAUGUCAGCGUCUGAACUUUUCCUGGAAUUUCGACUAGCUAGGGUUCCACCAAUAAUCUGAAUUUGUUUGAAUAUGGAUAGAUGCCAGGAUUGACUCCCACGUUCUUAUUAUUAUAUUUUGAGCCCGUAAAUCUAAUCGAUGAUGUCUAAAUUGUGAAAUCGUACCAAAAGAUCAGAUUUGAGAUGAACAGUUUAAGGUGAAACAAAAUUACAAUAUAGUAUCGCGAUAGAAACAGACCGAUUUAAUCAGUAAUACGUAGUUCAGAAGAUACAGUCGAGCAAUCACAUCCUGAAAUUCAAAAGUCAAAAUGGAACAUAUUCGAAUAUUCAUUGAUGCCAAAAUGAAGAAGUUGAACUUUACUUGUUCUUGCUAACCUAACAAUGGGGGUGGGGGAAAGGAAAUAAAAAUUGGGGAAGAAGGCAUUUUGUCACGUUCUUCUUCUUCUUCCAAGAUAAACAAAACAUUACAUGUGGAGUUAUUGUUCCAUUUAGUCUUUCAUUUGAAUUUUCUGGUAGUGCUUCAACUCUUUGCCAUUUGUAUAUUGUUAAAACAAAUUUUCCAAUUGGUCGCCUUAUAUAAUACUGAAUUUGACCUUUUCCAUGAUUUGAUCCUGAUGCACUGGAUUGGUGCAUGCAAUACUUUUUUAUAUACUAUCAAUUAACAAUUCUCAUAAUAUCAAAUACAAACUCCACAAGGAACACCGCCCAAAAAGUCCAAUCCCCAAUAGUAGACAGGGUCUCUUUAUUUUAAUGCGAACAAAAAGCCACCUAUAUGUUGUUUGUUAACAAUUCUCCUCCACGACACUGCAAGUUUAUAACCACUUACCAGACACUUCGCUUGUUUAUUUCUGUUGUAACAACCAUAGGAGGGCCAAAACUAUAGCCCACAUAAGCUGGAAAAGGCCAAUUGGGAGUUGGAACUUGUCUCUGCUUGUCAGCUUGUGUCUGAUUUGGACGACUUUGGCUACCCUUUUCCUUGGCUGUUUUUCCUAUUUAAAGGGAGGUCUUCGUCGGAGCUGUAGCAGCAGGCAGAAGAAGCUGGAGAUGAUGGGGAGCAAGCAGCUUAAUAAUGGAGAAGUGAGGUUCUGAAAAUCCUGGACAGAGUUGAUAACGGUGCCAAAUCCAGGUAAAGAUUGAUGCAAGUUCAAGCCAUUAUGCCAAAAAAUAGGGGAAGAAAUUGAAUGGCAAAGCACACUUUUUCCUUCUCUUCUGAUCUCUUUAUUCUCUAGGUUGAUCAUGAGAGUUUGAUAGUCAGUAAUAACUAUCAAGUAAGGAUCUUUCUUCCCAAUCAGUGGGAAGUGGAGCAUAGUUUAGAUCUGAUUUGCAGGAGUUGACCUCUUUCUAUCUACUUACUUUCUGGGUUUCGUCUGGUGUAGAAUGUUUCCAGGAAGGAAACACCUGGGAAGGUUUAGAGCAACUUCAUUGGUUGCAUCAGGGUCCUACAUGUCUUUAACCAUUAUUAGUACAGUCAUAAUCAUUACAGUUUGCAGCAUAUAACAGAAGGGGAGGGGGGGACUUUGUUCAAGGAAAAAAAAGCAGAACCAACCCCCACUCAGCCUGCCUUUUUCAGUUUUCAGCUCAGCUUCUCAAUAAAGGGACAAACUCAAACUUUGACCAAAUUGAAAGAUACUGCUGACUAAUAAUGACAGCUCCAAGCAACUUAGUUCUGACCCUUUGUUGUGCUUUACUCACAUUGCCAGAAUGAUGCUUGCAUUUCGUGGCUGCUUUUUCAAACAUAAGAUCAAGAAACAGACCCGGUAUGAAGCCAAUGCUCUUCUGGCUUCACAAACACCAUUCACAAUCAAUGAAAUAGAGGCUUUGUACAAUCUGUUCAAGAAGCUAAGCAGCACCAUAAUUGAUGAUGACCUUAUUCACAAGGAAGAAUUCCUAUUAGCACUUUUCAGAAGUAGGAAUACUAACAACCUUUUUGCUGAGAGGACAUUUCAUCUGUUUGAUAUAAAGCACAAUGGGGUGAUAGAGUUUGGUGAAUUUGUUCGUUCGUUAAGCAUCUUCCAUCCUCGAGCUCCGGUAGCUGACAAAAUUUCAUUUGCAUUCAGGUUAUAUGAUCUUAGAGAAACUGGCUACAUAGAACGAGAUGAGUUGAAGGAGAUGGUACUAGCUAUCCUGAGUGAAUCAGACUUAACACUUUCUGAAGAUACCAUCGAGUCCAUGGUCGAUAAGACACUUGCAGAAGCAGAUUUGAAUGGUGAUGGAAAGAUUGAUGAACAGGAAUGGGAGGAACUGGUAGCAAAGCAUCCAUCUCUCAUAAAGAACAUGACAAUUCCAUACCUAAGGGACCUGACUGUUACAUUUCCAAGCUUUGUUCUGAACACUGAAGUUCCUGACUGAAGGCAAAUCAUCACUGCCAUCAUCACUAGCAUGUUCUAAAGCUUAUAAUGAAAGCAUUGUACAAUUUAUUUAUUUUUCUUCUAGCUUCUUCCUUGCUUCCUCUUUUCAACAGAAUGAAGAGGAUAGUUGAAUACAGUUCCUGGGGGAAAAAGGGAUUGGUAUUUAGUAAACUUCCAUAGGGCUGCAUGGGUUCAUCUUUUGCAUAGGAAUUUUUUCUUUGGCUUGAAAUAUUGCAAAUGAAUAUAUUACACACUCAUAGCUUAUUAGCUUUACUCCUUUAAUCUUGUUUUUAGUAGUUCAGAAACUAUUGAGACACUCAAUUUAAUACAGUCAUUUACUAAAUUGUAUAACUACCUGUAGAUUGGGAAAAUACUCACUACAGGAAAUUGAAUGACUAAAGAGAAAAAUCGAUAUGAACAAAUGUAAUCAAACAAUCAGCGAAAAUAACAAAAUCUAAAGAUUUGACUUGAUGUCGUAACAUCAUAUCAAACCCUUCAUAUCUAUUAUUUGAAACCUAUAAAUAUUAUUUUUAUGC
Messenger RNA from Linum trigynum, 3248 nucleotides. The record is from the annotation of a GenBank genome assembly. NCBI's taxonomy places the organism in Eukaryota, Viridiplantae, Streptophyta, Magnoliopsida, Malpighiales, Linaceae.